Mya arenaria is the source of this 2181-nucleotide messenger RNA. RefSeq lists its product as uncharacterized. NCBI's taxonomy places the organism in Eukaryota, Metazoa, Mollusca, Bivalvia, Myida, Myidae. The record is from RefSeq and is a predicted model, not a curated record. Bases 1 to 2181 code for a protein of 726 amino acids. The transcript is spliced from 6 exons.
AUGAACGUGCUCUUUAACCAGGUUUUCAACGAACACCGGCGUCUAAAUUCCCCACAGCGUCUACACUACUCCAUAGCGCCAACACUACUCCACGGCAUCUUAACUACUCCACAGCGUCUAAAUUCCCCACAGCGCCUACACUUCUCCACAACGUCUACACUAAUCGCCUACAUUACUCCACAGCGUCUUAACUACUCCACAGCGUCUAAAUUCCCCACAGCGCCUACACUAUUCCACAGCACCAACACUAUUCCAAGGCGUCUAAACUACUCCACAGCGUCUAAAUUCCCCACACGCCUACACUACUCCACAGCGUCUAAACUUCCACACAUCGCAUACACUACUCCACAACGGAAACACUACUCCACAGCGCCAAAACUACUCUACAACGCUAACACUACUCUACAGCGCCAACACUACUCCAACACGCAUACACUUCUCCACAGCGACAACACUACUCCACAACGCCUACACUACUCCACAGCGUCUAAACCUCCCCACAGCGCCUACACUAGGCGCCUACACUACUCCACAGCGCGAGGCCGGUACUACUCCACAGCACCAAUAUUACUUUACAGCGCCUACACGUCUCCACAGCGCCAAUACUACUCCACAGAGACCAUUACUCCACAGCGCCUACGCUACUCCAUAGAGACCACUACUCUAAAGUGCCAACACUACUCCACAGAGACCACUACUCCACAGCGCCAACACUACUCCAUAGAAACCACUACUCCAGAGCGCCUACACUACUCCAAAGAAACCACAACUCCACAAGACAACUACUCCACAGCGCCAAUACUACUCAACAGAGACCACUACUCCAUAGCGCCAACACUACUCCACAGAGACAACUACUCCACAGCGCCAUUACUACUCAACAGAGACCACUACUCCAUAGCGCCAACACUACUCCACAGAGACCACUACUCCACAGUGCCAACACUACUCCGCAGUGCCAACACUACUCCACAGCGCCAACACUACUCCACAGCGCCAACACUACUCCACAGAGACCACUACUCAACAGCGCCAACACUUUUCAACAGAGACAACUACUCCACAGCGCCAAUACUACUCAACAGAGACCACUACUCCAUAGCGCCAACACUACUCCACAGAGACCACUACUCCACAAGACAACUUUUCCACAGCGCCAAUACUACUCAACAGGGACAACUACUCCACAGUGCCAACACUACUCCACAGUGCCAACACUACUCCACAGCGCCAACACUCUCCACAGCGCCCACUGCACCAGCACUACUCCACAGCGCCAACACUUAUCCACAGAGACCACUACUCCACAGCGCCUACACUACUCUACAGCGCCUACAGUACUCAACAGAGCCAACACUACUCAACAGAGACCACUACUCAACAGUACCAUCACCACUCCAAAGAGACCACUACUCCACAGCGCCUACACUUCUCCACAGCGCCUCCAAUACUCCUGAUCGCCAACACUACUCCACAGAGACCACUACUCAACAGUGCCAACACUAUUCCACAGAGACCACUACUCCACAGCGCCAACACUACUCCACAGAGACAACUACUCCAGAGCGCCUAGACUUCUCAAGAGCGCCUACACUACUCAACAGCGCCUACACUACUCCACAGUGCCUACAAUACUCCACAGCGCCUACACUUCUUCACAGCUCCAAUACUACUCCACAACGCCUACACUACUACACAGCGUCUAAACUUCUCCACAGCGCCUACACUACUCCACAACGCAAACACUACUCCACAGAGACCACUACUCCACAAAGCCAACACUACUCCGCAGUGCCAACACUAUUCCACAGCGCCAACACUACUCCACAGAGAUCACUACUCAACAGCGCCAACACUUUUCCACAGAGACAACUACUCCACAGCGCCAACACUACUCCACAGAGACCACUACUCCACAGUUCCAACACUACUCCGCAGUGCCAACAUUACUCCACAGCGCCAACACUCUCCACAGCGCCCACUGCGCCAACACUACUCCACAGCGCCAACACUUAUCCACAGAGACCACUACUCCACAGCGCCUACACUACAGCGCCUACAGUACUUAACAGCGCCAACACUACUCCACAGAGACCACUACUCAACAGUGCCAUCACUACUCCAAAGAGACCACUACUCCACAGCGCCUACACUUCUCCACAGCGCCUCCAAUACUCCUGA